AUGCAAGGCGCCUCACCGAGUCCAAGACUCCCUACGUCGCCGUCGUUUUUCCCUUCAUCAGCCUUUGAAUCGUUUGCUCCCUCCAAGGCAAAAAUAAGGAAUGGUGUUAGGCGCAGCAUGUUGAUCGACUAUGACACAAAACUAGAUGAUGAUAAUAUUCCAUCUCUCAAACUCUUGCUACUAGGAUCAGCCGGAGUAGGAAAAAGUGCAUUGUUGAUCCGAUAUUCUGAUAACUACUUUGAUGAGUUUGAUUCAAAAACAACCAUUGGAAUCGACUUGAAGGUCAAGCUAGUUGACGUGGAUCAUAAAUUGUUCAAAGUGGUCCUAUGGGAUACUGCAGGUCAAGAAAGGUACCGUACCAUCACUCCAUCGCUAUAUAAAGAUACUCAGGGCAUUCUACUAGUUUAUGAUAUCAACAACAAAAAAACCUUUGAUGAACUUGACCACUGGAUCAAUGAGUGUAUCGACAACUCCAGCAAUGAAUUGAAGAAAAUCGUGUUUUUCGUGGUUGGAAACAAAAGAGAUAAACCAAUGGAUCAGCGGGAAGUUUUCAUUGAAGACUUACAAAAAUUUUCAGUCAGGAUGAAUAAACAUUACAAGAAAAAGGGAGUGAAGAUUGCUGGAUAUUAUGAAGUCAGCGCCAAAUAUCUCGACGAUGUCAAGUUCUUAUUUAGAACAUUUAUCAGCGAGUGUGUACGAAGAAGUUUGAGCACCAAUAGUAGUGAUGAAGAUGAUAAAUGGUCUAGGAGCAAGAAACAAAACACUGAUGAUAAUAUUGAGGAAGAGGAGGAAGAAAGUGAUGAAGAUGAAGAAGAAGAAGAUGAAGAUGAAAUUGAAACAGAGCGAGUUAGAAGAGGCUCACACAAUAGGACUAUUGACGUGGCUAAGAAAGAAACAAUAGUCACCACAUAUUCCUGCUGUUGA
Saccharomycopsis crataegensis is the source of this 924-nucleotide messenger RNA. Its product is annotated as Rab family GTPase. Gene Ontology annotation, molecular function: GTPase activity; GTP binding. The record is from RefSeq and is a predicted model, not a curated record. The transcript has a single exon. Bases 1 to 924 code for a protein of 307 amino acids. Lineage: Eukaryota; Fungi; Ascomycota; Saccharomycetes; Ascoideales; Saccharomycopsidaceae.